This is a messenger RNA of Anastrepha ludens (Mexican fruit fly), 689 nucleotides long. RefSeq lists its product as uncharacterized. The coding region runs from base 210 to 518 and encodes 102 amino acids. The transcript is spliced from 3 exons. The record is from RefSeq and is a predicted model, not a curated record. Lineage: Eukaryota; Metazoa; Arthropoda; Insecta; Diptera; Tephritidae.
GUGAACGGGUUUUUCUUUGGAAAUUCUAGGUCAAACUAAAGUACCUACACAAAUUACAAAAGCAAUUACUUAUAAUUAUUGAAUAUUGAAUAUGUGUUAACAUAUAUAAACAAAUAUCUAAUAUAGGUGCACAGUAGUCGCUCGAUUAUAUGAACGUCGACUUAAAUGUGAAUACUGAAUAAUGUGAAUAGUAAAUAAAAUUUAAAUAUAUGAGGAUCCAAAGAAUGAACACCGGCAUCACAACUUCACAACUUCUCGAUUAUAUGUACGGGCGAGAUUUCAAUGAAAGAAUGGGAUCGUACCAUCGAAUUCUUUGCACUUUAGCGCAUCUGAUAGCAUUUGCACCUCUGACAAGUGUGAGUAACUCGCCAUUGUACCGAAUGCGCACCAACACUUCGCGACCGUAUGUGAGUGUAAGAAUCUUUCUCUCAAACACUCCAAGGGACACCUUAUCGAAUGUUGUCAUCGUACAUUGUACGACGUACAAGCUUAUGCGCCAUAUGACAGGACAGGCAUGAUGAGAGUCUUAUAAAGUGUUAGUUUGUGCUCAAUUAUAUUGUAUGUAUAUGAAAAUAUUUAGUGAACGCCUCUUCUCUAAAUUAGUUUGCAUAAUCGAGCAGCUACUGUGCUUGCAAAUGUUGUUUGCUUUCUUAAACAGAAUAUUUUCGGAGAGAAGAUUUUCGCUGAAA